CUCUUUCCUCCCAGUCCACCCACCCAUCGACAGUAGACUCAUCAGUCUCGUGCACUAGAAAACACCCCUUGCCCACCCACCUUGAAGUAGAUUGAAAAUGUCAUCUGAGGAAGCCCACGGCAACGGCAACGGCCACCACAACGGCCCCACCCACAUCAACGACAAGCACCUGGAGACCGCAGGUCAGAAUGGAGGCUUUGCCGGUGCUACACCGCUGCACAGGGCUGUUACUCCCGGAGGACAUCCUCAGGACUCUACGCAGCCAGCGUUCCCCAUCUACCACCGAAGGUUUGCCAACCCCGCUCCUCUUGGUCUGUUCGGUUUCGCGGCUACUACGUUCAUGCUCUCCUUGUUCAACAUUGGCGCACGUGGUAUUUCUUCACCAAACGGCAUCAUUGGAAUGGCACUCGCCUACGGUGGUACUGCCCAGUUCAUUGCUGGUGUAUGGGAGUUUGCUUGUGGUAACACCUUCGGUGCCACUGCCUUCUGCUCUUACGGUGCAUUCUGGUGGUCAUUUGCCGUCACCCUGAUCCCAUUCUUCGGCGUUUCCGAGUCGGCCGCCUCUCCUGGCGGUGUCCCUUCGACUGAGCUGGACAGCGUUCUAGGCAUCUACCUCGCUUCCUGGUUCGUCUUCACCUUCAUUAUGCUCGUAGCCUCCUUCAGGUCGAGCGUGGGACUGGUCGCUCUCUUCUUCUUCCUGGACUUGACCUUCUUGCUGCUCUUCAUCUCCUACCUCGUCGCUAGCGGUGGAAACGCCGCCAGGGCUAGCCAGUGCGAGACUGCAGGAGGUGCUCUCGGUAUCAUCACUGCUGCCAUUGCUUGGUACGUCGGAACGGCCGGUCUGCUCACUCCGGACACUUCCUUCUUCACCCUGCCCGUCAUCUCGCUGGCACGCAACGACUAAGCAGUCAAGAUGUGAAGCUGGAGCACAGUCUGCGCAAGAGGGCAGAUGUUCGCCCUUGGUACAAACCCCACAUGCUUUGUGCGCGACUCCGUUCGAAGCAUUGUGCUCCACCUUGUCAUUUCCCUACUUCCGGUGGAAGUGAGACCCC
Microstroma glucosiphilum is the source of this 1052-nucleotide messenger RNA. RefSeq lists its product as hypothetical. The coding region runs from base 98 to 904 and encodes 268 amino acids. Gene Ontology annotation, molecular function: acetate transmembrane transporter activity. The record is from RefSeq and is a predicted model, not a curated record. Gene Ontology annotation, cellular component: plasma membrane. The transcript has 3 exons. Lineage: Eukaryota; Fungi; Basidiomycota; Exobasidiomycetes; Microstromatales; Microstromataceae.